CAGGGGGCCCCCACUUCGAUAAAUACGCAACUAGUCGAGGGUUAUAUUACUUAAUUGUUGAUUAAAAUCCCUUUUUAAUUCUAUUGACAAUUGACAAUUGACAGUUGACAGUGAUAGUGACAGCCGGUUGUUUAUGUUUUGCCAAUAAAUACUUUCCCCAUGUCUUGCAUCGUCUGGGGCUGUAGUAACAACAGCAUCGUAACAGCGGACCCCUCCGUCCACUAUUACGUUUUUCCCAAACACCCUGUAAUAGCCCAGCAAUGGGUCCAAGCCUGUGGGUGGCCCCCAGACCAGAUAGACCCCAACAAUGCCCAGAUUUGCUCCCUUCAUUUCGACGAAAACAGUUACACAACCGAGGUGAAAAUGAUCGAUUACAUCACUUGUUACACCAAAGUAUUAAAAUUUGACGCAGUCCCCACACUUUACUUGCCCACACAAACGGAAGUUGUUAUCAAAGACCCGCAAAAAGAGCUCGGCGAAAUGAUCGUUUUUACAGUGCCGGCAACAGCAGAACAAGAAAAUGUAACCACUGGAGGAGGUUCCAAAGAAUACACCGAACUAAUUGUACAAAAGGCGAGUGUUGAAGUGGAUAUGGAAAAGUACAAACACAUUGCGACAAAAGAACAGUUGGCAACACUUGAAAAUUGUAAUAAAACAAUACGGGAGAAGGUGGCUAGAUUGGAAAAUAGUCUCAAGCAUCUUAGAAGUGUGUACAACACUCAGGUGGAAACGUACAAAAAAAAAGACUUGGAGUUGUCGAAUUUGCACCACGAGUAUUUGAAAACUAAGCGUUCGUAUUUGACUUUACACGAGCAGAAGGUUUUGCUGUCGAAGGUUUUUUCCGAAUCGCAGAUUAAAAUUCUAUCAGGGAAGAAAAAAAUUUACUGGAGUGAUGACGAUAUGGCUGUUGGCUACACAAUCAGGCAUUUGAGUAACAAAAGGUGCUACAUGUACUUGACCAAGAAAUUAAAUAUUCCCUUGCCGGCUGUCUCCAGUAUUAAGAGGUGGAUGACUUUGAAGGAAGGCAGUCGGAAGAAGAGUCUCACGAGCGGAAGCCCCAAAAAGAGUGAAGACGAGGAGGAAAACGAAUGAAACUUUUAACUUUAGUACUUAUUAUUAUGAUUUUUUUAAUUUUUAAUUGAUUAAUUUAGUCUUUAUAUUAUUAUUAAUUUUUAUAUGUUUUUUUUAUUUUCUCAAUUACGGCUAAACUAUUAAUAAAAGUGGAACUAUUUUGA
Messenger RNA from Tribolium castaneum (red flour beetle), 1235 nucleotides. RefSeq lists its product as hypothetical. NCBI's taxonomy places the organism in Eukaryota, Metazoa, Arthropoda, Insecta, Coleoptera, Tenebrionidae. The record is from RefSeq and is a predicted model, not a curated record. The transcript has 3 exons. Bases 160 to 1092 code for a protein of 310 amino acids. Gene Ontology annotation, molecular function: sequence-specific DNA binding.